Molecule: messenger RNA, 3217 nt
Organism: Doryrhamphus excisus (bluestripe pipefish)
Lineage: Eukaryota; Metazoa; Chordata; Actinopteri; Syngnathiformes; Syngnathidae
Gene: tlcd5a
Product: TLC domain containing 5a
Cellular component (GO): membrane
Source: RefSeq, a predicted model, not a curated record
UAUGUAUGUAAUCUUCACCUCUGACCACGGGAAGGCGCUGUCUGACAACCUGCCUUAUCAUAUUGUGGACGUCUGGCAGGAGUCGAGCAGGUUUUGCUAAACCCGAUGGAAUAAAACCGACAAAUGUUCCUAAUUUAAAUCUAAUUUAAGACAAACGUCGUCUCUUCGAUGGCGUCGUUCGCUAGGUGUGCAUGUAAAAUGAUGUGGAAGAGAGAUAACAAGGUUCUGGUGGGAGUAUAGGACAACAUAUGGAAGACAACGACGACUACGUUUGACUCCAGGCAGCAUCUCAUUGGGCACGUAAUAUCCGAGCUAACAUCCACAUGUGCAUCAACAAGGAUGCUCUUGGAGAAGAUGCUGUUGGUCGGCGCCCUCCUGAGCCUCGCCGGGUGGGUGUCUCUUUACUUCGCCCUGUGCCGUGUCAAUGGGCACCGCAGCUCCGAGUGGAACUGUCGCCUGGUCACCUUGUUGCACGGGAUUCUGGCCGUUGGUGUCACGGCUUACAUUGGCUACGUGGAUGGACCGUGGCCCUUCACCCAUCCAGGUACAAAGAACACUCCUCUACAGAUAAGCGCCCUGGUGCUGAGCCUGGGCUACUUCAUUUUUGACAUGGCCUGGUGCGUUUACUUCCGCACCGAGGGCGCCGUCAUGCUGGCCCACCACACCUUCAGCAUCCUGGGCAUCCUGCUGACCCUGUGGCUGGGGGAGUCGGGCAUCGAGGGCUGCGCCGUGCUCUUCGGCAGCGAGAUCACCAACCCCCUCCUGCAGGCGCGCUGGUUCCUGAAGCAGACGGGUCGCCACGGGACGCCGCUGGCCAACACUGUGGACGUCCUGUUUGUGCUGCUCUUUGUGCUGAUGCGAAUCUUCGUGGGAGGCACAAUGCUGUACUGUGAGCUGGUCUCUCCGAGGCCCAGAUUCUUCAUCAAGUGCGGGGGAGUGGCCAUGUAUGCGCUGUCCUGGGUCUUCAUGGUGGACAUUGUUCGAUUUACCGUCCGCAAGAGCAGGACUUGGCGCAAGCAGCGGCAGGAAGCCGCUCGUAAUAAUGAAAGCAAAAUGGACUGAUUGCUCAUGUGCUUUUUACACACUGACCACACAGACACACUGAGAUGCAAAAAAGGGAUGAAAGUGAGGAAGGCAACCAAGCAAGUGGCUCCAGAGUUUGUUUACAACAUAAAAUCCCUGCGUGAGUCAUGUGUCAAACUUAAUACAUUUUUUUUGUGUACUCAGGGAGCAAAAAAUGUUUUUAAGUCAUCGAAGCCUGCUUUGCAAUGAUAUUCUUCUGCUUAUUCCCUCAUGCAAAUGUAUGUAAAAGUACUUGAUUAUCAUUUUAGAACAAGUAAGUCAGCAAUCUAACAAAAAUGGUUUUCAACAUUGGGUCUACCUAAUGCAGUGUCUCGUUUCAAAUUAGUUUUUUUUCUGAUUUUAAUGCACUUCUAUCCAUGCAGUAAUAUCUUAAAACCCAUUUUAAUCUAUAUUUAUUUGUGCAGCAAUAUACUAAAACACAUUUCGUGAUUACUGGUAGGAAGCAGCAUGUAAAUAUAUACAGACAAAGCAAAAAAACGUACUGGUGUGUGCCUUAGUUUUCUGAAUGUAUGCUUUUUUUGUCUAAAGCAUCGUUAAAGGGAUUGGAAGUUUGAAAUAUCUAUAUAUUUUAUCUGCCUUCUGUCUGUGUCUGUAAGGGAUUGAAAUAUAUUUAAACUGUUUUCAAUGACUUUUUGCUUUGACUCAGCUGUUCCUCAAUGGGAAGAAGUGCCAUAUCUGUCCAUGAGAUGGUGCUGUUGUGUUAGCUGAUCGAGUGCUUUGGAAAAGUAUACUGUACACCAGUUUUGUUUUGUUUUGUUUUUUUAAGCAAUGUUGUUAUCUACCAUUUUGUUGACUUGCUUUGAUUAAUAAAAUUGAUUGGGAUUAAGAGGCGGGGCUUUAAAACGUGAAUGCAUGUGAUUAAACAAGCGGCAGCUGCAUGCAUAGCCAUGAAGUGGAUUAGGCUAGUUUGGUAGAAGUGAAAUAAGACAGCUAGAAAUGAGUUUGUAGUCGUUUUUUGGUUUGUGUGUAUUUUUAGUCAGCCCCUCCUUGCCUGUUAUGUACGUGUCCGACACGUCAUAAACUCAAUUCGCAGCACUUUAUAUGUAAAGUAUAAUAAUGUAUGUAAUAUAAUGCAAAGUAAAAAUUUAAAUAAAUGAGCAAUAGUUUUUUUUUAUAUAUGUACUUUAUGCUUGUGGAGUUUUCGCUCAUCUCCAAGCGGAAGUGGUUGAUGGAAGCGGCUCCCGUCGGGCUAGCAGGCUAGGGCGUUGCUAGCGGCACACUGUGGCAUUUUACCCCCUGCCUUUCCUCAACUUAUAUCCUGACACAAAUGACGCCGAACGUUGGAGUGAAACGUGUGUGAGUGUGCCUGGAUGUUUUUAGCACCUAUUUGGACUCCGUUUUUGUUGGAAUAGUUGGUUUGGAGAGACUGCGCGUUACUUUCUGCCCCGUUAGCUUUGGCUACAUGAGCUAGCUAGCUUUUGGUUUUCCAUCCACGGGCUGUGGAAACAUGGAGUCAAAGAGCGUCUGGCGGUGCUAAAAGACUUUAUUUGGAUUUUUGCCCCCUCCACCACCCUUCACGGAGACGUUUUCGAAGAGCGCAGAGGUAGAGGGAAAAAGCCACUCGAUAUUUUAAUGCAGUGUGUCGUUUUUCCACUCGUUGCUUAGUUUGCAGUCGAAACAAGCAAACACACGACGCAAAGUUUUUUUUCAUCUGUUUUGUUAGCUGGAAGCUAGCGAGAUUGGACGUCGUUCCCUUGAGGAUUCUCUUACAAGCAAGCUUUAUUGCCGUCUAUGUUUUAUUUCAACGCUAGCUGCUGUUUUUGCUUUUAAAAUAACACCCUCGCUCAACGUCAUUCCUCCAAGAGAGAAUCGGGCAGACUGCACACGAGGGCACUGGAGGAAUUUGCCGCAUCUCCCAGGGACGCCUAGUCACCAUUCAACCCGAGCUGGGGUGCAGGCCGGCGGACUACAAAACGUUGGAUUACCGCACGGGGAACUGGGAUGUGAAUUCAAGGGCAUGCAACUUGCAGCAGCAGUGUUGGGAAGGAUUAUCAUCUCCCCCACAGGCCCUGAUUCAUUUUUAAGGUCUGCACCAUUGGAGCCCUAGCUGCUGCUGCUGCUGCCCCCCACCCCCAAACAUAAGAUUGAGGAUAUUAUCUUUACUCUUAUUUAUUUUCCCUUUUUUUUUCAACGA